Macrobrachium nipponense is the source of this 4086-nucleotide messenger RNA. RefSeq lists its product as uncharacterized. NCBI's taxonomy places the organism in Eukaryota, Metazoa, Arthropoda, Malacostraca, Decapoda, Palaemonidae. The record is from RefSeq and is a predicted model, not a curated record. The transcript is spliced from 3 exons. Gene Ontology annotation, molecular function: RNA polymerase II cis-regulatory region sequence-specific DNA binding; nuclear receptor activity; zinc ion binding. The coding region runs from base 153 to 2657 and encodes 834 amino acids. Gene Ontology annotation, biological process: cell differentiation; negative regulation of transcription by RNA polymerase II; positive regulation of transcription by RNA polymerase II.
AGCAGGAAGACGAACUGUAGUGGAAAAGUUCUUUAUCGCCUCAUAGGUCUUUAUAGCUCUGUCGUCCCACGCAAUCUGAGUCGCUGCUGACGUCACGAGAUCCCAACUUAAUGAGCUUGUUGACGUCAUAAGGUGUCAAAAGCGUCUGGGAAAUGACAGAGCAUCGGGACCCGACGGCCACAAGAGCGCAUUACGAGCGCUGCGGCGGAAGCGGCCAUUCUCACGAGGCGGCUUUGUUUCCUACGCGAGAACAUCCAUUCUCCCACGGCCCCCUUCCGUUUUCCCACGGUCCGGAUCCCUUCUCUCUGGCCCACGAAAUGUUGAUGUAUGACGGAAGGCCCCGCGCGGACACAUACACCUCCGGUGCUCUCGCUGUCGAGGAAGGGGAGGGCGACACCGCAGGGAUGCGUUUUCACGGUGCCCGGCCACGCAUACGCUCCCCGGAUCUCGAGGAUGAGACUAACUCCUCCAGAGGCUGCUGCAGCGAGGCCGACGAUGCGAGCUCACUGUACCCUUCGCCAGAUCCCCCUAGGACCUUCGCUGAGCCUGCGCUGCCACCCCUGGCAACGACGCCCCCUCUGGAUAUACCGACGGCACUGUCUUCGUUAAUGUCCCUGACCACCUCCGACUACUUUCCAGGAGGCUCCUAUCCUCAUGCGGGAUCCUGCACUGAUAUUCCCCCCACUCCAACCUCCUCCUCCUCCUCCUCCUCACCUCCACACGCGUCACUGUCGUCCUCGAGGAUGUCCCAGCCGUUCCAAGGGACACCUCCGAUGCUUCUGACCGACCUCCCGGAGUCUCUCAUUUCGCCCAUGCGUCUCUCGAAGCCCAAGAGGAACCCCAAAACGACGGAGGCGCAAACGCAGCCCCACACGAAGGUGUCGUCCACUUAUUCGACUUCCUCCCACUCGAGGGAUUCUUAUUCCCCCACCCGGGAGGAGAUGGAGAGGGAACUGGAGAUGAAGAAAAAGAAAUGCGAGGUUUGCGGGGACGUGGCUCGUUCGCUCCACUUCGGAGGUCUCGCCUGCGACUCCUGCAAGGCUUUCUUCAGAAGGGGCGUCAUCAGCGGAGGCUACAAGGACUUCGUCUGCUGCAACAACGAGAACUGCGCCAUCACGGUCGCCAAUCGUCGGAGCUGCCAGGCAUGCAGGUUUGCCGGAUGUCUGAAAGCAGGAAUGAUCAUGUCCUUAGUACAGCACGAUCCAAAGAAUUCUGGCGGCCGACAGUAUCCCAAAGGAAGUGAUCACCCAGUUUUCCAGCAAGACCCGACAUCAGAAUACAGAGAGUCCCUUACAAGCACAUCCUCGAAGCCUACCAGACACACUACCAGCCGGAUUAGCUCCUCCUCUGGGUACACAUAUGACCAAGGUGAGUCCUACAGUAGGCUGUAUGGCAGCCAAAGCAAUUAUGGGAACCCAUCCUACAGCUGUGAUGUCGAUGCGGAGAGAAGUGAGCCAAGGUACAGUCAGACUACAGGCAGUGGAAGCCUUAGCUUAUCAAGGCAGUAUUCUUCAGAUGGGUGGGAACAAGGACCCAAGGGAGCAAAGAAUAUAUACAGGACCAAAAAGGCUCAUCAUUCGUCCAUUAGUGAUACAUGUGAAAAAGGACAUUCGAAAAGCGUAGCGAGUGAUAGCAGUUCCAAAGUGAUGCGCAGCAUAAAAGGGAUGAAGGCACACCUAGGACCACAAGACUAUGCCGAAAUUAAGAAACUGCACACUAUUUAUUUGCAAUCAUUUAACAAAAUUUCAAUUCCUCUAGAAGACACAGUGAUAAAUGAGAGUAAUCUAAGCGUGUACUAUUCAUAUUUUGUUCAGAGUCGUGCCAAGUUUUUGCUAGGAAUCCCACUGUACAAGACUCUCGCUGCAAAGGAUCGUAAGAAAAUUCUGCAAAUUGCUGUGUCUAUGAGCACUUAUAUAGUAGGAGCUCAGUACGUUGAUCUAGAUAACCAUGUCAUAGCAAACAAAGAUGAAGAUAAGGAAGAAAUGGCUGGACCAUCUAUGCCAAUUAACACUAUUCGUCAAUUUCUCACAAAUGAUCAAUUUGUUGAGGUCAUGAUGUUUUUCUCAAACCACGCUUCACUCUAUGCAGACAUGACUGUAUCAAUUCUGAUGCAAAUAAUGGGUCUAACUUACCCUGAACCAGGGCUGUCAGAUUCUGUAGUCGUUGAGGCUGGAAGAUGCCAUUAUGGAGGGUUACUAUCUAGGUACCUCAUGGCAGUGCAUGGCUCGACAGUGGGGCAACAGCACUUCCAGACUUUACUGGAAAGUCAACAUGAAGCGCGAAAGCUUGCAGAAAUGCUGCAGAACCUUGAGCUAGUUCACCAAGCUCCACAGAGAGACAACUCGUCAAUCAAGAAAAUUCUCGGUGAUGGGAUUAGGUUAGUGUGUGACGAGGUAAGAGAGGGCCUUGCGAAAUCAAGACAAGAACAGAGGUACCCAGAUGACUACAGUGAAUAUCAUUCUGGGCAUUCCGCUGAUUAUCAUGCGGAAGAUUCUGAUGUCUGUGCUGGAGCUGCAAGUAAAUUAAAACUCAUAGAAAAUACACUUCAGCAAUUGGCCCGAUGUGAUGAUCCAGCUAUCCUUGCAGAAGCACGUCGUAUUCUUCCAGUUGAUCUCCUAAAGAAAUUUUCUGAACAGCUUCAGGAUAGCACCGAAUAAGUUAUGAAAACAAUGACAUUGUUAAGUGAAAGGCUGAAUGAAACUUUAGUGUGUGUGUGUGGUAUAAUUCAGCUUCCUGUGAAAAAUCUUGGGACAUAAAAGAAACUUUAUACUCCUUUGUUUGCUAAUUUACUCCUGAGUUUUUCAUGCAUUAAUUGUGAUAUAAAACCAAACAUAAGGAUACCUAUAAAGUAAAACAUAGAAUUAAGGAUUUGAUCACGGUUUACAUGCAUUCUCUAUCAGAAACAAUACCAAACAAAGCCACGUGUUUCAACAUAGUAUUAGUGAUUCUUAAAUUAAGGCUAUGUAUAUUUCACAUGAUAAAUCAUAAAACAAUUUCUAUACAGACUUACUGUUGUAAAAGAUUUCUUCGACAGUAAAAGUAACUAACGCAUAACGAACACAAUUACUACAGUUUAUUGCAAGGGAAACUGGAAAAAUAUCUUUCAUAUGACGGUUCAUAUAGUAAAUAUGCUAGGAAGAGUAACUACUGAUAAUGCAAGCAGUUAUGUACUUUAAUUAAUAAUGAUCAAACUUACAAACAUAUCAAUUAAUAAUGAUUAAACUUACAAUCAUAUUAAAAAACAGAUAUUCUUUGAAGAUACAUUCCAUUCAUUUAAAAAAACCAGCUUAUGCUAUUAAACAGCACAAGGCUGCUUCAUCUAAAUAUCUUCCUUCAGCCACUUUGCUGUACAGUGGAUCUCAUCUCUUAUUAUUCUUAAGAACAGAAAAACUAUGUCAAUUCUACUUAUCUAAGGAGCCAAAAAUGAUCAGUCUAAUUGGGUAUGGAAUUUAUUUAAACACAAGGCAUAAAAAUAAAGGAAACGAGGAUAUUACAGAGACCAAUAAAUUCCUAAAAUAAUGGUUACAAUACUUAAAAUGCCAUGUUCUGAAAAACUGUAACAAAACGUUUAUAACUCACGAUGUUUGCACAACUCAUUCCAUAUUCUACAACCUAUCCAGGUUGUUGCCUUGAUAUCAAUUAUGUAGGCUACAUGAUGAGAUGAUACAUGACAGUUACAACUACCUAUUGAAUUACAUGACAACGUAUUCCUUUAUAACUACAUUCACUACCAAUAUCAGGCAGGGAUGGUCCAUUGUCAGUGGAGCUGUCUGUAAUUGUUGAGGAACGCAAGACACUGAAAUGGUUAAAUGCAAAGAUUUUAAUAAAUAGGCUGCUUAUUCAUAUUCUUAUAAGAGGUAAAUUUACGGCCAGUCAUUCACAAUCACUAAUACACCUGUAUCCUCUCAUCUCAUCACACAUACACAUGGCUGUACGCAAUAAAAAAAACUCAGUACUUAACUAAUCCUUUCUAGUGACGAUGUAUCUUAGAUUAGUAAAUAUUUUUGUUCUUUACUUUUUGUUGUACCUACAAUCACAAUAAUACCAAAGUAUUUUACCAACAGAUAAAAACUUAUGUCUUUCAGU